AUGGAGAGUGGCCUGAAGAAGUUAUGGACUCGUAGAAGGAGCAAGGGCCUUGAUGGUCAACCUGACCCAAGUAUAAAGAGUUUGCGAAAAACUCGAAGCACAGAUCUGAAAGGGCACUCCAUCUCAAGCGCGCAGAACGCAGACCGACCCAUCAGGACAUCUGCAGGAAAUGCCUUCAGCCAAUCUGGUCGUCCUGCAACGACCGCAGACAAUUCGUUGCGUCCGCCUUCCAGCCGAAAGGUGCAGCCCACACUCUUGGGCGUAUCGACACCUACGACCUCUCCCUCAAGGCCCAAUACGUCUGGUAGUGGGAGUCUGCUAAGCGCUGUCAAUCGCGCUGCUGACGCGGUCAAUAUCGCCGAGCAGGAGUUUCAGGCGUCCGCCCAGAAAUAUACUAAAGAUUACAUCGCGACAAAGCCACCUCGCUAUGUUGAUAUAUUUUCGCUCUCAAAGCCCGAUAGUCCCAAGGUCUACAAUGAAGAUGUGGCCGAGAGGAAUCUGGAUCUCGCUCGAGUGGCACUCGAUGGUUUCGAGCCACCACUCAGUCCUUCCAAGUACCAGGAAAACGUAGCUGCUCGAAAUGCAUUCCCACCUCUACCUGGAGAGAGCAACAUUGAGAUCUCCUCGCAUUCCAGAUCUCCCGGGCAUAUCGAGCAGCUCCCUGGCGGAACACGCCCAAUGACAAGCGCCCUCAGUAACCAAUCACUAGUAAGAAUGACGCCUAAUGGACGACCCGCCACAAGUGAGAUCCAGGUUCAAAAUCCAACCGUAUCACAUUCACGCCAAUUGAGUGACCAGUCCUGGGGCUCGCAGUCUCAAGGUAAUGCCUGGAAAGCUGCAAAUCAGCCAGCUGGAUCUCCUUCCUCAAACCACCGACACACUGUGCCAGACACCUUUCACAUAAGCUCAGCCGGCUCUCCUUUGUCCAACCGUUCCACUGUAACACCUAAAAAGCAACUACUUGGAGCUCACGUAGCACAGGCUGGCAGUCACGAUCUGUUCCGAGGCGAGAACCUUCGAAAUUAUGUACUUUCUCAGUCGGAAUUGAUUCACCGGCGAUCUCACGACCGAGCUCAACCCAUCCAGCUAAGUACCACCAACUCUGUUGAUGACCAGAGCGGAACUCAACCAUCAGACCGCUCAAUACGCUCCCCUUCAGCAUUGAGCAACAUAUCUUCGGUCAAGCGCUCAAUCAAUCUUGCACAUCGCACAAUCAUGGAUCUCACUGGAGAUGAUUCUGAAGUCUUCUCUGAGAACUCCCCAGCCUCUCAUCACAGCGCCACUCCAGUUGUUGAAAGUGCCAAAGCUGAUACAAUGCGCAAAAUUCAGCCUACAAUGGUGUCUGAGACAAUGAGACCUGAUACAUCUCCUCAAUGCGCUCCACCUGAAGUCAAGGCUCUCCUUCAGCAGCAAGAAAGUCCCUUAUCGCCUGUUGCGGAGGCUGCGCAAUCGCCACCUGCAGAUGGUCCGGUCCCAACCAAAACUGCCACUGAAGUUCGCACCAACGCUGUUACCUUUGCAAGCACCUUCUCACCGAUUAGCACUCUUGCUCAUGUGGAGCCGCGUCGGAGUGUAAUGGUUGAAUCUCAAGUCGACAAAACCGAAGCUGAUUUCGGUCACAAUCACCCGGAUCCGAGAGAACAUCAUGAUCGUACCAGUGAAGAAAUAGACCAUAUGAGUUCAGUUCCACAGGAACAAAAGACUGUAAGCAAAGAAUUGUCUGCUGUCGAGCCCACAAGAGCAGAAAGUGGCCUCAUUAGGCCCAAGACCCCGCCAAACAAUGUUGAACCUGACCCCAUGUCGGAAUCAGCAAGCCCUGCUGAGAAAUUAGGUGAAACUGAAGACAUCGGGCCUGAUAUCGCGCAAACAAAAGAGCAGCCACUCUCCGAAACAAGUGACUCUACAGCAACUCCGCCAAGUCAGUCAAUCAUAGAAAUGACCCCAGACAGUCUACACUCGAUCGAUUUUGUUGACCCAUCGAGGGCUUUCGGAAUUACGACCAGAGAUUUUGCGACAAGUCCCACCAAGGCGCCUCUUGAGAGUGUACCAGAGGAUAUUGAGCCUAGCUUGCAUGCGAAGCCGAAACGCCCUAUGAAUGCGACGCCUGAACGCCGUGCGACUAGUCACGACUCGGGAAGGGGAAAGUACGCCGACAAGCUUGUCAGAAGUACACCUGCUUAUAGUUCAACUUUCGAUGAAGAUGAGUUUGCAUUCAAGCAGGCAGAAGCACGUGCCGCUUUAAUUCGGCUCCAACAAAGCCUGGAUGAGAAUUUUCUUACACACCCAGUUCCUCAAAUGGAAACACAGCCAUCUCGCCUACGCCAUCACUCUUCACUAAGUGAUGGAAAACCCGUAGCCCCGUCCUCCAUCUUUGCACAAGUGAGAAAUGUUUCACCUUCUCCAGCAGACAACAGACUCAGCGUGGGAACUUCAACAUCAAGUGAGGACGCCAGACCUCGCAUUUCAUACCACACAUUGGUUACAACUACCCACGCUAACGGGCUGCCGGACUAUCGAAAUUCUCUAUCUUCAGCAGGAAGUUUUGACAAUAGUCCUCGAAACAGCAAGGGCAAACAGAAGUUUGAGAUUGACCUAAAUAACGGGCCUGGCCCAUCGAUAGUCAAUGAUGACCAUGAAGAGAAGCACCCACUCCCUCUCCCACCCCCUCUUCACCUGAACGGAACUGCCUUGUACCGGAACCUCAAUCAAGCACCCGUUCCACCAAGCCCAGGCGAGAUCUCAUUAUCGAGCUUUCCCAUACCGGUAUCAUCUCCCAGGCAGUCCUUCAAUCCAGGGUCUGAUUCGUCUGAUCCAGUCCAACCACAGAUAACCCAACACUCCCAUCAGAAUAGUGCUGGUACUGGACGCAUUCUAAGGCGUCAAUCAAGCCAAAGAAGUCAGGCAAGCAGUACUUCGGCAUUCAGUAUUCCUUAUCACAUGAUUCCAGAUCGGUCUAGCAGCGUCCGAGACCGACUGGUUCGUGAGGUGGAGUGA
Exophiala aquamarina CBS 119918 is the source of this 2994-nucleotide messenger RNA. RefSeq lists its product as uncharacterized. The record is from RefSeq and is a predicted model, not a curated record. Lineage: Eukaryota; Fungi; Ascomycota; Eurotiomycetes; Chaetothyriales; Herpotrichiellaceae. The transcript has a single exon. The coding region runs from base 1 to 2994 and encodes 997 amino acids.